UUUAACUAGUGGUACAGACACCACUCACUUUAAGAAAAGGAAAAAUCUUAAAAAGAGAUGUGCUUUUAAGAAAUAAAAUUAGCGUUGAGAGGCACUGAGUGAAGAACUUCAAAUCAAGAAUGGGUUGCAUGACGUGGCAGGUGGUUUUUGUCUUCCUGAGCAUUUGCUCACAGACUGCAGCACAAUCAGGUUUCCAAGUCUCGGUGUUUUCUACAACAUCCAAGACUGUGUAUCUCAAAUGGACCAAGUAUUCUGGAGCGGCCUCGUACAAGAUCUCCGCCGCCUUGACCAGCUCCCCAAACAGCCCCUUUGCUUUUGCCACUUAUGGUCCAAACACAGUGAUGGGCUCCAUCACCUCCCUGUCCCAAGAUGUUGCGUAUAUCUUUACAGUUGAAGCUCUGGAUGCUUCCCAGACAGUACUGAGCGCCACAUCUACUGAGACGUUAACAGCCCCUUAUGUGAUGGAACCCAUCAAGACUGUCAAGCCUAAAGAUAGCAGGACCUUGAUGGCAGAGUUUAACCUGCAGACGGGGGCAACUUAUUACGUCAUACGCAUUGAGAACACGAAUGGCUUCUUCAGAGAGGACAGCGUGACCUCCUCCCCUGCCGAGAUUAAAAACCUCAGCCCGUACACAGAGUACUCGCUGAGCAUCAUGGCCGCCAACAGCGUUGGCCGGAGUCAGCCGUCAAUCCCUGUGACUGCAAAGACAGUGUUGCCGCCUCCUCAGAUCUCUACAUCCUCUCCCAGCAAUGACAGCAUCGUGGUAUCCUGGAUUCCUGUUGCUUAUGCCGUCCAAUACACCGUGUCUGUAUACAGUUUUGAGAAAAACACCGAGAUAAAAUACAACACAUCCAACACCAGUCUGACUUUCUCUGGGCUUGAUGCCGGUUCGUUCUAUGGCAUUGAAGGUUCAGCUUGGGACCCCGAGGGCCGAAUAGGAGAAGGCAGUUUGUAUGUCAACCAAACAACACGACCUCCAACACCAUCUUCUGUCAACGUGUCUGUGGUGACGAGUAACAACACGGCAGGACUCUCCGUGUCCUGGGAACUUGGACUGGAGUUUUUUAUGUAUCACGUAACAAGUGACCAGGGCGUAACCUGUAACAGCACCACCGGCUCCUGUACCCUGUCUCCAGUGGGCUGUGGACAAGUUCACACCAUCCAGGUCACUGCGAUCAACGAGGGCGGACCCAGCAACCCAUCCACCCCAGUGGUCUUCACCACCUUCCCCUGCCCUCCAGGGUCUCUAGCUCUCGUGAAGUCAUCAGACGAAAACUGCACACUGACGUGGAACGCAGUGCCUUACGCCGACAGCUACGUGGCAUUCAUCAAGAAAGGUGACGGAAGCGAAGUGCCCUGCACCACCACCGGCAACAACUGCACCUACCGCUGCCAGUGUGGCGACACCUACCUGAUGUCGGUGUUCGCAUACAAUAAAGCUGGCAGCAGCCCUAAAGGAAAAGUUCUGAACUACACCACCGUACCCUGCUGUCCUGAAAGUGUUUCCGUCUCCGCUGUGAGCACGGACACUCUGGAGAUCACCUGGAUUGCUUCACGGGGAGCAGAGCUCUACGAGACCCGGGCUGUGGACAGCUCCGAGGACAUCCUUUGUAACGACACAGCGCCGGCUUGCGCCCUCUCUGACCUCAGCUGCGAUAGCUCCUACAGCGUGGUGGUAACACCUUGCAAUGAAAUCAGUGGAUGCAACCGGGCUUGCACAUCUCACACCAGAGACACAGCUCCCUGCAUGCCAACAAAUCUGAAUCUGAGUUUGAAAACCCCCUCCUCUGUCAGUGUCAGCUGGACAGCCAACAACAGGAACGCGACUUACACGGUGAGCGCAGACGGAGAAUCCGGCACAUCCACCUGCACCGCCAGUGGAAACAGUUGUGAUGUCACGGGGCUUCACUGCGGCUUGACCUACGAGUUCAGUGUUUCAGCGUUCAGCAGCGCUGGCCAGAGUUUACCCAGCUUCUCUGUCUCAUUAGAAACAGAGCCAUGCUGCCCCGUGAACCUAAUGGUUGAGCAGGUGACUCAGUCGAUGACUAAUGUCUCGUGGUCUGGGGCCAGAGGGGCUCACUCGUUCAUCACCUCGCUGACAUCACCGCGCGGUCACGCCAGCUGUCACACGCAGGACUCCCACUGCCUCAUGGGAUGCAUCACCUGCGGCACAARCUACACCGUCAGCAUGGAGGCGUUCAGCCUCAGUGGGCGAAUGUCCAACUGCUCCUAUCAGGGCUUCUCAUCCAAUAUCUGCUGCCCAUCAGGUGUCCGCCUGUACACGAUGGCCAGCAAGUCCCUGCGAGUUUACUGGCGCAGCACGGGCAGCAAUCACAGCACCAUUACAGAGAUGGUGGGCGUCAACAACAACUACACCUGCACUGCAUCACAUGGAGAGAAUAGCUGUGACAUUACAAAUAUCCAGUGUGGGGAUGUCUACUCUGUGGUGGUGGCUCCUCUCACACCAGAGGGCGGCAAAGUUCUGUUCUGCCCCCGGAGAAUGUACUCAGUCACUUGUUCAGGAAGUGACGUGGGCACAGUGAUUUAUAGAGGAAAGAGAAGUGUCGACUAGCAUGUGCCGCUUCUUCACAGAUAUAAAUAUCUUCAAGCAAAAACCCUUUCUCACCCAAAUGUGGAUUAUGUUUAAGCUAUAAUUAAUUUUCUGUCACCUUAGUGCAUAAAUAAGGAAAAAUAAAUAUUUGACACAAAGUUUAUUUUGAAGAUGUUACUGUUAUAUGGUCAAGCACAAACAUCACUCAGUCAUUAGGAUUUAUGAUUUACAAGGURUUUACUAAAAUAAACUUAAAUGUUCAUGAUGACAUCAAUGAUGUUGAUAAUUUAUCUAAAAAAAUGUAUUUUCAGCAGCUCAAGCUCCAAGUAGCAAACCUCCUGACGAUGAAGCAGCAGAAACUGAUCAGUGCACCUUUCACCAAAACAUCCUUUUGAAUCCUUYGUUGUGCUGUUUUUCACUUUCAGGAUGCAUUCAAGUGAAAUAUGUGUCAGUGAAUGAACCUGAUGCAUGUUUCAGUUUAAUAAAUAAUACAAGCAUUA
This is a messenger RNA of Austrofundulus limnaeus, 3052 nucleotides long. Its product is annotated as fibronectin type III domain-containing protein 7. The coding region runs from base 120 to 2573 and encodes 817 amino acids. Lineage: Eukaryota; Metazoa; Chordata; Actinopteri; Cyprinodontiformes; Rivulidae. Gene Ontology annotation, molecular function: protein binding. The record is from RefSeq and is a predicted model, not a curated record. The transcript is spliced from 14 exons.